Molecule: messenger RNA, 1830 nt
Organism: Psilocybe cubensis
Lineage: Eukaryota; Fungi; Basidiomycota; Agaricomycetes; Agaricales; Agrocybaceae
Exons: 4
Coding region: 1-1830 (609 amino acids)
Source: RefSeq, a predicted model, not a curated record
AUGGCCGAUGUAGCAGUUACCGACUCCGCCAGCCCAGGCGGAAUGAACAGAAAACCACCUUCUCUGAACACGUCGUUCGCCUUGGGUGGUCAUGUUCGCCGUCAAUCAACCAUCAGCUCCGGAAGCUCUGACGACGACGAAGCUUGUUCACCCGUCCUCUCAGCACUAGAUUCUUCUGCCGCCCUUAUUCUUGUCCAUGACCAGGACGAGCCUACCAGUCCGCUGGAUUUUGAUGACGAUGAAGAUGCCAACAAUGGCGACGACCAAGACAUUGUCAGCCCAAUGUUCGAAGUACGGAAAUCCACAGUCUUUCCACCUCUCCCACCGUCAUUAGUAUUUCUGUUUCUUCUUGCCCCUUUUCUCAGACUAGGCGCUUUGGAAUUGCCAAAUUGCCAAAUUCCUCUCAAGUACGGCUUACCCGCUUUGUUGCUUUCAGCACUGGCCACGGCGUUCGCACGGCAAAUAUGGUACAUGCUUGCGCGGUACCUUCGCAAAGCGGACAUGACGGAUAUCAUCCUCGAUACUUUCGCUAAAGGAAGAGGCAAGGAUAUGCGUCGUGCGUUAAUGAGAGGCGUCGUGCGAAUUGGCAGCAGCACUAUUACCAUGGGUGUUUCUGUAACUUAUUUGCGAUAUUCCAUUUAUAUUCUUCUUCCACUUUUAGGGAAGAAGCAUCCCGUUAUUUCAUACUUUAUCUUAGCCCCCUUUAUUGGCAUCAUCAUAGGCUAUCUAUCUUACGCUCGUUCAUUGGGUUCAAGACGUAUCCUCUACGCUACUUGGCUCUCCCUUCUUACCUACAUAUGCUGGUUAGGGUGUACCAUUUAUGCCCAUUGCAAUGGGUUGUUGGCAAAAGAAUCGGGCUGGUUGGGUUCUGCUUCCAUUCAUCAAAGUCUUAUCACGUCAGCUUUCUCAUUUUGUUCCUCGUCCACAUUGCCUUUGUAUGCGUCAUUAAAAAUAACAUCUAAUCCUUUAUCUACUGGGAAAUCGCCACGCUCACGAUCUUUUCGCGUACUAUCAUUCCUAUCCAUCGUUACAGCAGUGCUACUGCUCUUGCCAUCCGUUAUUCUCGCCGCCUUUCCUAACCAAACUGCAGUGUCCUCCCAUCCCUGGCAGGUUGCUCCCCCAAUUGAAAAUAUCACCACUGUCCCUUCCAUUUUGGUCUCUACCUCGCCUGUCGUUGGCAACGCAACUUCUAUUCCCCUUCUCAAUUCCAUACCCUCUCUGUCACCGCCCCUGCCACCCAAGAUCGUCCUCCCAAGGGUUCACAUUCAAACUGUUCGCCACGUUCUCGCCGCAGUUACUCUGAUCCUUGGCACUCCUUCAAUCAUCAUAACCAUCCCCCCACUUGCGAUGCCUAUCCGAUCUGCUAAAUUCAAUGUAUCCCGUAUGAGCACAAUCUUACUAGUGGUUUUUUUUGCCCUGAUCCCGCCAAGUGUUUACUCGACUUCCGAGACGGGUGACUCAAAGUCGUAUAUUCGUUCAUCGAUGUUCUUUGCCCCUUUGACCGUACUGAUGUUAUUGAUGUCGUUCAUCGGUACAUAUUUCCUCCCUGCGUUGCUGCAUGGUUUGCAACAUUUUGUCAAGCGUCCCUUGGCUAUCGUUGUGCCUCCUCGUACACCCCUUCUUCAAACAGAAUCUGCGGGCGGGGAUUUCUCGUCCCGGCAAUCGAAUCCGCGGGCGAUAUACGACGAACUCUUGCUAAGGAAGGAACGGGCUUUGCAACAAAAACAGUCCAGGAAACGAAUCAUAUGGGACAUUGGUGUCUGGGUCUUGCUUGGAGCUAGCGGGACCGGUGUGGUAUUCACUGUUGUCGCAUUUAUUAAAUCCUGGUAA